Messenger RNA from Spirodela intermedia, 105 nucleotides. The record is from the annotation of a GenBank genome assembly. NCBI's taxonomy places the organism in Eukaryota, Viridiplantae, Streptophyta, Magnoliopsida, Alismatales, Araceae.
AUGCCUCGUGCUGUGGUUAUCAGAGUUGCCGGACCAUUCAAUCUAAGAUCAACUCGAAGUGAGCUGAGUUGGCCCACCUCUAUUAUCACAGACUUAUUUAAAUAA